Messenger RNA from Salvia splendens (bonfire salvia), 1110 nucleotides. Its product is annotated as caltractin. Gene Ontology annotation, molecular function: calcium ion binding. NCBI's taxonomy places the organism in Eukaryota, Viridiplantae, Streptophyta, Magnoliopsida, Lamiales, Lamiaceae. Bases 391 to 879 code for a protein of 162 amino acids. The transcript is spliced from 7 exons. The record is from RefSeq and is a predicted model, not a curated record.
GACUCCUGUUGCUGCAACUGCUCUUCAUCGUCAACUUCCAUGCCCACCAGCAUUUUCAUCCUCUCAAAUGCUUGAUUCAUCUUCUCCAUUUCUCUCGAAUUAAUUUUUGAAAUCGAUUUCCAAAUCAACUGUUACAUAAAUGAGCUUCUGAAUUUGUAAUUUAGUCCCCAUCCAAUUUACACUGAGACCCUCCAAAUUCAUAUAAACUUCGUUAUAACCCCUGGAGUUUCGCUUUAUCUGUACUCUUAGUACCUUUUUUCUCUACAUUUUCUCUUCAAACGAUAAAACCUUAAUUCAGGAGCUGGGCAUCAAAUUCGUCUUCCUUUGCAAAUCGAUAUGGUAACGGUACCAAUUCUUUGAAUCAAUCAACAUUCUACUCUUUACCGGGGGAUGUCCAGGAGAGACAAACCUAGAGGACGCCAUCAGGGGUUAACUCAACAAAAAAAGCAGGAGAUUAAAGAAGCUUUUGAACUUUUUGAUACUGAUGGAUCUGGAACAAUUGAUGCAAAAGAGUUGAACGUUGCAAUGAGGGCUCUUGGUUUUGAAAUGUCUGAAGAGGAAAUUACUCGAAUGAUAGCUGAAGUUGACAAGGAUGGCAGUGGUGCAAUUGACUUUGAUGAAUUUUGUCACAUGAUGACAGCCAAGUUUGGAGAAAGGGAUACCAAAGAAGAACUCAUGAAAGCUUUUCACAUUAUUGACCAAGAUAAAAGUGGAAAGAUCUCUACUGCAGAUAUUCAGCGCAUAGCCAAGGAGUUGGGUGAAAAUUUCACCGAGAGAGAGAUUCAGGACAUGAUUGAUGAAGCAGAUCGUGAUCGUGAUGGUGAAGUAAAUGCCGACGAAUUCAUGAGGAUGAUGAGGAGAACAUCAUAUGGAUACUAGAUUCUUUAUAUGAUGACAAACAAGAAUAUUUGAAUUCCAAGUUUGGUUAUACUACAAUUGUUAUUUGAAAUGAGUUGCUAUAGUUGUUGUUUGUGUCAUUUGUAGUCCUUUGAUGUUCAGUUAGCUGAAUGACAUACUCGAAGAAAGCUAGAAAUCUGUAAUCUUGACUAUAGAUACAUAUGUAUUACAUUGCACAGAACAUAGGAGAAUAUAUAGAUGAGUUUAAUUGAC